AUGCCAUCAAUUACUUUUUUUAUUAGCUGUAUCCUACUGGUCGUUGUUCGAUGCAACAAUACAUUGAACGAUGAAGUUAUUGAUGUUCCAGCAAGAACGAAACGUGAUUUGUCUGUGUCGCCUACUCAUUUCUACUUCAAAUAUCAAAAUCCCAGCCAUUUUAAGGUUUCCGUUUCUGAUAUAUACAUUCCAGUGCCUGGUUUACGAACAGUUUUCAAUGUUGCCGAAUCGACGCUUUUCGAGAUAACUUAUCAAGGCUCUUGCGAAAUAUAUAAAGGUAAAGGUGUUCAUAUUAAAUUACUGGUUGAUGAUCACCUCAUCGUUGGCGACCAACGUACACCAAACAAAGCCAAUCGUCAUCUUCUUACUAAUCCAAUAUCUGGAGAAACCGCUGCUCACUUUGAUCAGUGGCUCAGUCAACAUCACUUACCUUACGAAUAUGCAACUUUGCCCAUUAUUCAAUCUGCUGUCGUUCUUGUACGUCCGGGUAGACAUAUAUUUGAUCUAGGUGUACAUCAUGGUGAUACUGGAAAUGUGUCAGUUAUCUUUGGUGGAACGAUGCGAUUUAAAUGGUCAAUAGUCGAUAGUCUCAAUCCUGUUCGAGGCUUGACAAUGUGGAAUGGAACAUCUCCUGUUGGUAAUUAA
This is a messenger RNA of Adineta ricciae, 645 nucleotides long. The record is from the annotation of a GenBank genome assembly. NCBI's taxonomy places the organism in Eukaryota, Metazoa, Rotifera, Eurotatoria, Adinetida, Adinetidae.